AUGAUCCAAGGUGCUUCAGUUAACAGCUUGACAGCAUCUGCAAGUGGCAGAAGCUGUGGACCAGCUGCACCUUGGCAGCGUGAUUCUAGGGUUCGUAGAGGGAUCAGUGGGAACUUUUGGAUUGGUGGGCAAUCCCUUGGGAAGAAGUGUCUCCCUCAAUUUUUCUCCCUGAGAUCUCACGGUUCAAGGCAAGCAACUCUGAAGGUCAACGCCACAUGGCUGUUCAAUCAGAGUAGGGGCGAUAUGGAUGCUAAUUCCGAGCGCAGUGAGAGUGCCAAUGAGGACAUCUUGAUUUUCUUCUUUCAGUUAGACCUGCAGACUCGAAUCCAGGUGGGUUACCUUCUUGACACCCCUCUUUAAUUUUUUAUAUGCCAAAGAAAUUGUCUUUUUUUUUCUAUGAAAGAUUAUGCUAAGAUAUAUUCCAUGUUGCAGUAUGCCCUAAACAUGGAGCAGUAUGAUGUUGCUCAGCAGCUGAGGAACAAGCUGGCUGAGGUAGUAUUCUGGUGAUCGAAUGAAAGGUUCAUUCUUCUCGAGUGAUUUCCCUGAUAAAUGGUCUGAUUUUCUUGGAAGGUCGAAACAGAGAUCAUAAACAAACGGGAAAUUAACAGGGGAUCAUCCUCAAAGAAUGAGGCUCAAGAUAAAGCUAUUAAUCUCCUAUGCCUGCGGUAAGAUCCAUCUCUUCCGCCUCACAGCAGGGCAUAGAUAUGAUGUUUCAUGAAGCUUCUGAUUAUACCUUUGACCCUUAUGAAGUUUCAUUGCUUUCAUAUCUCGACCUGCAGUGCGGAUCUACAGAAGGCAAUUGAGGACGAAAACUACACUCUAGCAGCUGACUUGCGCGACGAAAUUUCCAAGAUCGAGGUAAAAAAAUGUAGGCUUACUGCGGUUUAUUUCGCCAUCUUUCUUGCUGAUUAUAAGGCGUCAUCUAUUGAUGAUAAUAUUUCAGUUUCUUAGUGCAGGCAGAGUCCCUGGCUGCCUCAGCGAAAGCUCUUGCGUACGAAAAUUUACGGUACUCAUUUCGACUUGGGCAGAAACUGAAGCACAAGAUAUUUGGUACUAGUCCUUCUCCCUUCAUUUACCGCAUUUUUUUCUUUCUUUUCAUGGGUCUGUGAAUCUCAUGGAAGAAUUUUAGAUGGAUAUUAGGCAGCCCUAAAUUAUGAUAAAUUAAUGCACAGGAAAAUAUUAAUUCCAUUUUGUUUUUCUAGGCUACCAGGCUGUGGUCUGUGGGAUGGAUCCAGUUUGCUGUGAAACAAGCUCAUGGAUGGAGACUGCACGAGUUGAUAAGUUGAUCAAAGGCCCUAAUCAACCCUUUUAUCAGGUUAUCCAUUCUAGUCCAACGAUCCCCUGUUCUAUUUGCAGAUUCUUCUCUGAUUUUAUGCGUUUUAUGAGUCUUCCCUCGGAUUGUGGGAAGAAUUCUCAAUGGGCUGUUGGCAAUUUUUCUAUCUCAACUACCAGCAGCUGAUUUUUAUUCAUUACAGGUUCUGGUUGAUGUUAAUGCAGACCCAGACUUGCUUGUGGCAUAUGGUAUGAUUCAGCUGUGCUGUUAAAAUUUGCUUUCUCUCUCUCUCUCUCUCUCUCUCUCUCUCUCUCUCUCUCUCUCUCUCUCUCUCUCUCGGCUUGCUGCAAAUCCUUGGUAAUCGGCGAAGAAUAUGUGGUGAUGGGUAGUUGUUAAAACGUCUCAAGACAUUAUUACAUUUUUUUGGAUUAACGAUUCUGUUGGUUCCUCUAAGCGCCUGCUGCUGCUAAGAAUCUACCACCCCUGCCCUUGCAGUUGCAGAAGAGAACCUGCUGGCCGAGGAUCUGUCGGGCAUGGUGAGUGAUGAGAAACCUUGGCUUAUAUGAAUAGUUUUUGCUGCUUCAUGCAUCCCUCUACCAGAAUGGAAGAGAACUUAAGCUGUGCUGGUUUACAGGGAAGGUUCGAUCACCCAUACGUUUCCUUCUUGUUCUACGGGGUGGACUCUGCCGGGGACUUCAUCCCCGUCAAGCAGCUUCGUGAGAAGUACAAGAGGCCACGCUACGAAGUGCCGGUGGACGCCAGCAGCGACCCCGACGAGGAAGGAGAAGAUCCCUGA
Messenger RNA from Spirodela intermedia, 2069 nucleotides. The record is from the annotation of a GenBank genome assembly. Lineage: Eukaryota; Viridiplantae; Streptophyta; Magnoliopsida; Alismatales; Araceae.